AGAAACGUAGGAAGUGACGCAUUAACGUUUCGGAUCUGGGAAGCCUUGACAGUGGUGUGGUGUUAGGGGAACUUAGCUGCACGGUUUAAACAUAUUCGUCAUGGCAUCCAUGUCACUAGCACCUGUGAACAUCUUCAGAGCUGGUGCUGAUGAAGAAAGAGCAGAGACUGCUCGACUGUCUUCAUUCGUAGGAGCCAUUGCUAUUGGUGAUCUGGUUAAGAGCACACUAGGUCCAAAAGGAAUGGACAAGAUCCUCUUGAGUGGUGGAAAAGAUGGCUCUGUGACAGUAACAAAUGAUGGGGCCACCAUUUUAAAAUCAAUUGGAGUUGACAACCCAGCUGCUAAAAUUUUGGUUGAUAUGUCAAAAGCUCAAGAUGAUGAAGUAGGUGAUGGAACUACCUCUGUCACAGUGCUGGCAGCUGAAUUGUUAAGGGAGGCAGAAAUCCUUAUUGCUAGGAAGAUCCAUCCUCAAACCAUUAUCUCUGGCUGGAGAGCAGCAACAAAGGCUGCAAGAGAAGCCCUGGGAGAAGCUGCAGUGGAUCAUGGGGCUGAUGAGGUCAGGUUUAACGAAGAUCUUAUGAACAUUGCAAGGACCACAUUGUCUUCAAAGUUGUUAACUCAUCAUAAAGAUCACUUUGCUAAUCUGGCAGUUCAGGCUGUCCUGCGGCUGAAAGGGUCUGGUAACUUGGAAGCCAUUCACGUCAUUAAGAAGCUUGGAGGGAGUCUGGUGGAUUCCUACUUAGAUGAAGGCUUUCUCCUUGAUAAGAAAAUUGGUGUUGGCCAACCUAAAAGAAUUGAAAAUGCCAAGAUUCUUAUUGCAAAUACAAGUAUGGACACAGACAAAAUUAAGAUCUUCGGCUCUCGUGUGAGAGUAGACUCAACAGCAAAAGUGGCAGAAAUUGAAUUAGCAGAGAGGGAAAAGAUGAAAGAGAAGGUGGAACGCAUUCUAAAGCAUGGCAUUAAUUGCUUUAUCAACAGGCAGUUGAUUUAUAAUUAUCCUGAGCAGCUGUUUGCCAAUGCUGGUGUUAUGGCUAUUGAACAUGCAGACUUUGCUGGUGUAGAACGUUUGGCUCUUGUUACAGGUGGUGAGAUUGCAUCAACAUUUGAUCAUCCUGAACUUGUGAAACUUGGACAUUGUAAACUUAUUGAAGAAGUUAUAAUUGGAGAAGAUAAGCUCCUUCACUUCUCUGGCGUAGCAAUGGGUGAGGCUUGUACGAUUGUUCUUCGUGGAGCAACUCAGCAGAUUCUUGAUGAAGCAGAACGAUCUCUGCAUGAUGCACUGUGUGUGCUUUCCCAGACAGUAAAAGAAACAAAAACCGUGUUUGGUGGAGGAUGUUCAGAAAUGUUGAUGGCACAUGCGGUUACCGAACUUGCCACCAGAACACCAGGCAAAGAGUCUGUUGCUAUGGAAUCAUUUGCCAAGGCACUUAGGAUGUUGCCAACAUACAUAGCAGAUAACGCUGGUUAUGAUAGUGCAGAUUUGAUAUCUCAGCUCCGGGCUGCACACAGCGAAGGAAAAAAAUCCUUUGGGUUGGAUAUGAAAAAUGGAACUGUUGGAGACAUGGAAGCUCUAGGAAUUACUGAAAGCUUUUUAGUGAAGAGACAGGUUCUUCUUAGUGCUGCAGAAGCUGCAGAAAUGAUUCUUCGUGUUGACAACAUCCUUAAGGCAGCACCACGGAAAAGAGUACCAGACUAUUACCCAUGUUAAACGUAGAGCAGCUUUGUGAAUACAGACGCUAUACAUCACUGGAUUGCUCAGGAGAAAAUUUGGAAAAUCGCCAGACUUAUUUAAAGGAAAAACUGGAUACACUUGUAUUUGUCAUUGCUUGCUUCAUAUACUAUACUUUGUACGAUUAAUUUAUUUACUAUAUGCUAGAAAGGGUCCAUCUGGUCUCAGUAGCUAUAAAAAUAUACUGCUGCUGCUGUUGUCAUUUUGAAGCAGAUAUAAUUCCACUGAUAACACCAUUGCAUUCCUGUGCAUCCAGACUUUUCAGAAAUAAAGUUUCUUUCACAUUU
Molecule: messenger RNA, 2016 nt
Organism: Protopterus annectens (West African lungfish)
Lineage: Eukaryota; Metazoa; Chordata; Ceratodontiformes; Protopteridae
Gene: CCT2
Product: chaperonin containing TCP1 subunit 2
Exons: 16
Coding region: 101-1708 (535 amino acids)
Biological process (GO): protein folding
Cellular component (GO): cytosol; chaperonin-containing T-complex
Molecular function (GO): ATP hydrolysis activity; ATP binding; ATP-dependent protein folding chaperone
Source: RefSeq, a predicted model, not a curated record